Messenger RNA from Antechinus flavipes (yellow-footed antechinus), 3649 nucleotides. It is a transcript of the gene INO80D, whose product is annotated as INO80 complex subunit D. The coding region runs from base 128 to 3214 and encodes 1028 amino acids. NCBI's taxonomy places the organism in Eukaryota, Metazoa, Chordata, Mammalia, Dasyuromorphia, Dasyuridae. Gene Ontology annotation, cellular component: nucleus. The transcript has 11 exons. The record is from RefSeq and is a predicted model, not a curated record.
AGACAAUCUGUUUCAUCUUGAUUCUGCAGCAUUCCAGAAUAGAAGUGUCCUUGGGGCUCUUUCUUAACAUUGAUAUGGUACAGAAGAUUUAAAAUCAGCUGAUGUUCACAAGGAAUAGAGUCACGUGAUGUAUGAAGGGAAACACAUACACUUCUCUGAGGUUGACAAUAAGCCCUUGUGCUCAUAUAGCCCCAAACUGUGCAAGCAGCGGCGGCUCAACGGCUACGCUUUCUGUAUCAGACACGUUCUGGAGGACAAGACUGCCCCCUUCAAGCAAUGUGAAUAUGUGGCCAAGUAUAACAGCCAACGCUGCACCAACCCCAUCCCCAAAUCUGAGGAUCGCAGGUACUGCAACAGCCACUUGCAGGUACUUGGCUUUAUACCGAAAAAAGAGAGGAAGAAAAAGAAUGACCCACUAGAGGAGGCGAAGGCCAGGCACCAGAUGGAUACCAUGGCCUUCAGCCUGACGGUGCCCACCCUGGCCUUGAAGAUGCCCAAUGGACUUGAUGGAAUGUCCCUGUCACCACCAGGGGCGAGGGUCCCUCUCCACUACCUGGAGACAGAGUUGGAAGAUCCUUUUGCUUUCAAUGAGGAAGAUGAUGACCUAAAGAAAGGGGCAACUGUGAGGAAGAAGUUGCAGAGUAAGCUGGCCCAGAAUCGGCAACGCCAGAGAGAGACAGAGAUUUUAAAAGUCCGCCAAGAGCACUUUAGCCCCCCUCCUGCACCUUUGCAGCAGCAGCCUCCGCAGCAGCACGCCCAUCUGCCACCUUUAUCGACUUCUUUAAAGCCUCCAGGGCUGCCGCAGGGUCUGGUCUGCAAGUCCCCUCCACCUCAGAACACCAGCCUACCAAUGCAGGGAGUGGCACCCACCACACACACUAUAGCACAAGCCAGGCAGUCGUCCCAGAAGAGACCCCUGCCUCUCCCGCCCUCCGGUAGGGCUCCUGCUGCGGACCCGCCCCGGACUGACCGGGUCCUCAUGAAAGCCACGGCCUUCUCUCCACACUCAGCUUGCAUGAGUCGGCUGCAGAGACUGGUGAAACUGUGCACUCGGAGACGGCAGCUGGACACAGAUCUGUUUCCCCAUCUAGGGCUGGACUGGUCUGAAGAUAGUGGAGAAGAAUUGGAGGAAUCAGAGCAAGCCUCGCCAUACCAGGUUGCAUGGUCCAUCCGAGAAACCCUCAGAUAUGAGAGACAAGAGUCAGAUGAUGAUGAUACAGACAGCAGGAGUUCCAGGGUGACCCAACUUUGCACUUACUUUCAGCAGAAAUAUAAGCACCUCUGCCGCCUGGAGCGGGCAGAAUCUCGUCAGAAGAAAUGUCGGCAUACAUUUCGAAAAGCCUUGCUGCAGGCGGCCAGUAGAGAACCAGAAUGUGCUGGGCAAGUGAUACAGGAACUCCGAAAAGCUGCAUGCACUCGAACCAGCACAAACCGGGCUCAAUUGAGGGAGGUGGAACCAGCACCAUGUAGUGGAACGGUGAAGGGGGAACCAUGCACUAAUAAAGCUCUUCCGUUCACCAGACAUUGUUUUCAACAUAUCCUCUUGAACCGAUCUCAGCAGCUCUUUUCCAGUUGCACAGCUAAGUUUGCCGAUGGACAGCAGUGUUGUGUGCCAGUUUUUGACAUUACGCACCAGACACCUCUGUGUGAAGAACAUGCCAAAAAAAUGGAUAAUUUUUUGAGAGGAGAUAGCUCCCGUAAAGUUCAGCACCAGCAGCAGAGGAAACCCAGGAAAAAAACAAAGCCACCUGCACUUACCAAAAAACACAAGAAGAAAAGAAGACGUGGACCACGUCGGCCGCAGAAGCCCAUUCCCCCUGCAGUGCCCCAAGGAAACCUCAGCAUGCCCACCAGCGUCUCACUGCCAUUGGAAAUCUCCCAGCUGCGGAGCCCUUCCACACCGGAGCUGAGUACUGACGAGCUGCCUGAUGACAUUGCCAAUGAGAUCACUGACAUUCCACAUGACUUGGAAUUAAAUCAGGAGGACUUUUCAGAUGUCCUGCCACGGCUACCCGAUGACUUACAAGAUUUUGAUUUUUUUGAAGGUAAGAAUGGAGACCUCCUUCCUACAACAGAAGAGGCGGAGGAACUCGAGCGGGCUUUGCAGGCUGUAACUUCCCUUGAGUGCCUGAGUACCAUUGGAGUACUUACCCAGUCAGACGGGGUGCCGGUUCAGGAGCUUUCAGAGAGAGGCAUAGGGGUGUUCUCCACGGGUACUGGAGCUUCAGGAAUGCAGUCCUUGAGCCGGGAAGUAAACACAGACCUCGGGGAGCUGUUGAACGGGCGCAUCGUGCACGAUAACUUCUCCAGCCUAGAGCUGGACGAGAACUUGCUCCGUUCUGCUACCUUGUCCACCCCGCCGACGCCCCUGGCAGGGCAGAUCCAGGGCCAGUUCUCGGCCCCAGCCACUGUCGGCCUUACUCCGGCUACUCUGAUAAGCCAGAGCGCGCUUGGGGAGAGAGCCUUCCCAGGACAGUUUCACGGACUUCCUGACGGCAGCCAUACCUCCCAGAGGCCACAUCCUGCCCAGCUGCUGAGCAAGGCAGACGACCUAAUCACCUCACGACAGCAAUAUAGCAGCGACCAUUCACACUCCUCGCCCCACGGAAGCCAUUAUGACAGCGAGCACGUGCCGUCUCCCUACAGCGAUCACAUCACCUCUCCCCACGCCACCACCUUCUCCGGUGAUAACAUGGCAGCUACCUUCUCAGCAGAAAUGCCCAUCAUGGCGCAGCACUUGCUCCCAACCCAGCUGGAGGUGCCCCUGGGCGGAGUGGUGAACCCCAGAACUCACUGGGGCAACCUCCCCGUCAACCUCGCUGACCCUUCUCCGUUCAGCAACCUUCUCGGCGCCGAUGGACACCUCCUCUCCACGUCCCUGUCCACGCCACCCACCACCUCGAACUCAGAGACCACACAGCCUGCCUUCGCCACCGUGACCCCGAGCAGCUCCAGCGUGCUUCCGGGGCUGCCCCAGACCAGCUUCAGCGGCAUGGGGCCGCCUUCUGCCGACCUGAUGGCCUCCACCUCUCCCAAGCAGCAGCUCCCCCAGUUCAGCGCGGCCUUUGGCCACCAGCUGAGUUCCCACAGCGGCAUCCCGAAGGACCUGCAGCCCAGCCACAGCUCGAUAGCCCCUCCCACAGGCUUCACGGUCACAGGGGCCACUGCGACAAGUACCAAUAAUUCAUCUUCUCCCUUCAGCACCCCUAACUGAGCGGCGUGUCUGUGUGUGUGCAGGCAGCUGGGGACCACUGAAGUAAGCUCUAUAUGCACCCAGAGUUCCCCAUGGAAAAUUUUCAACAUGCAGUGCAGAAGGCUUCAAUGCAGCUAAAUGCCACACCAUUGCUUUUACUUUGGGAGUAGACUGAUUUGCCCUGAAAUGACUCCAAUCUUCAGCAUUAAGGUACAGUUGGUUCCAAUGGAUCAAUGCUGCAAUGAUGGAAAGUUUGAUACUUGUUGAUAGUAUCUUCAUCUGCUUGGAUGGGUUGAACUAGUUCCUCUGAACAGUGAUGAUUAUUUUCACUGUACAGUUUGAGUAUGUCUCAGGGAUUCCUUGUGGAAAUAAGGGCAAUUUAAUAAAAAAAAAAAACAAAAAACAAAAAACUAAAUAGUUUUAAAAGAAAAUAAAGGUAGAAUAUCAUCAAAGAGA